AUGCCCGCUGCCAACAGAUCAAAACACUCCGGCACCAAGAAACCUGAUCUAUACUCCAACCACAUCGACCCCGAUGACAUACAGGUAGAAGAGGAACCAAGAGUCGGAAGGAAAAAGACAAAGAAUGCUGCUGCUAAACAGCCAACGUACCUUGACAAUGCCGAAGAGAGCCUGUCGCCUGAGCAGAUGGGUCAACAGUCACUCCCACCUGCUAACCCGCAGUCAAUUCUCGGGCACUUGAACCCGACCUUCCCCCAGAACAAGCGGCAGAAUGAUAGCUCUGAUGCCUUGAACGAGGUGGACCCUACCCAAAAGGUGUCGGAUGAGCACACACCGCCCACCAACGUCUGGGCUCGAAGUGCUGGAUAUGGGCAGUCUCCGCCAGUCGACCCAAUUCCUGGGUUCAGUGUAGCUGGCUCACCUCCCUACGAACCUGGCUUCAAUACUCGAGGCGGUUUCACAAGGAGUCCACCAAUUUCGCCGCCAUUAAGGAAGGCUAGACCCGUGAGUUAUGGAAGUGGCAUUCCUCCGUUGCCUUCCCAUCACAGAGUUUCGACCUCACCUUAUGCUUAUACUGUAAAUGCCUAUGGCUCCCCACCAGCUCUGCCGCACCUACCUCAACAGCACUUCUAUGGUCCUCAUGAUGUCGACAUAGGGCUUGCCAACGUCACAGCACAGAUGAACCUAAAAGAUCCGGUUCCCCUUAAGUUCGCCCAUGUCCCAGGGUAUGGGAAUGAGGCUCGUGAGGCAGUGUUCGUGACAGGCGAAGGAGAACUGAAUGUCCUCGGCUACAACGGCGACAAAUUGGAACAUUCAGGCUGUCUCGGAGGUGUGCAGGGAGCUAUUCUUGAUGUUUGUCUACUGACCUGGAACUCUGGCGACGAUCCGUUCGCGGAAUACCGGCCCUUGGUGGCCCUUACUACCCACGGCCCUAGCAAUUCGGAAGGAGAUCCUGCAGAGGCAACACCUCAAGAUGCGGGUGUCACAUAUCUCGAGACCAGGGUUGUGGUGUAUUCAAUGAGCAAGAGCUGCCGAAUUGCGGAAUUGUUGCGUGUCCCAUCCACCAUGAGAAUGUUUCAUGGAGGUAUCCCGUUACCAGGCCCCGCCGCAAAUCUGAAGACACAGGCAAGCGGUAACUACGUCGUCGUAUCGUCCGGUCACAGUGGCGAACUCUAUGUCUUCUCGGUCCGCAAGGGCACUGACUCCGCAGUAUUCGAAUGCCUCGGCAAAUAUUGGACUACCCUCCAGCCCCAGCUGCAGAGAAGAGACUCAUCACAACCUGCGUCAGAUGCAGACAUUUCGCCUGCCGACCUGGGCCGUGGAGCUGAUGGGGAAGACUCGUCUAUCUUCAGCAUGAAUGGCCGAUGGCUAGCAUUCUGUCCUGCGAGCACUCCUUCUCGUAGAUCGAUCGGCGCCCUGCUCGGUGAAUUCGUCGUUCAUAACAAGAACUCUCCUAUCUCCGCCGGCACAGCCCCUUCGAGGCCUCCAGUAACGUGCGAUGUUGACUCAACCGAUGUCGAUACCUUCUUCGCUAAGGUUGCCAAGGGAUUUGCACAGGAAGCCGUCAGGAGUGCAAAAUGGAUCGGAGAGAAAGGUGUGCAGACUUGGCAGAACUACUGGAAGAAAGACUCGUCCGCCGACAAUCUUCCCCAUGUACCAUCGUCGAGCCCGCCGCUGUAUUCGCCUCAUCUUGGUGUGGCACAAUUUCCACCCACCCAUGCCAUUGACAUCCAAACCCACUCAAACGAUCCGGAGGUUAUAUCGAUCCUCGACUUGAAAUCUUUGCAAGAAAGUCAAGGCAGAAGGAUCGAGUUCAGCCCUUUGGCUACGUUCCAACCGCCAGGAGGCUGCAGCUUUCUCUCCUUCAUGCCCACUGGGCUUGGUCUCUUGACCGCCAAUAGGAAAGGUGAUGUGCAAUACGUUUGGGACUUGCAACAAAUGAGACACAUUAGAAUUUCGGCAACAUCCACGCCACCCGACAGCGGGUGUGUUCGACAGAUUGCACGCUACGAGCGGUUAAGUCCUUCCACCAUCGUCGAUGUGGUUUGGGACGGCUCAACAGGCUACCGGUUCGCUCUGCUUACAAAGAAUCGAACAGUACAUAUCUUUGAUCUGCCAAAGACCGCUUUUCAGUGGCCACCGCCUCCCCUGAAGAGAAAUCGCCCUACUUCUGCACCCGUGGAACCUCCCCAGACAAAGGCAGAGCAUGAGCCAGCACCAGCUGGAGGGUUCUUCGCUUCAGCCAUGACUAUCGCGGGCAGAACCCAGCCGAUGCUAGCGAACCUGAGAGGGCGAGCUCCGAGCAUUAGCAGCGGGAUCACUGGGUUUGGUGCUUCAGGUAUUGGGCUUGCUUCUACCACUAGUAUCAGAUCGGGUAGGGCGGUAGCGGCAGGGCUUAGCAAGUCUCUCGGGGCCGCUACAGAAACGGUUACCAGUCUUCGACAUGCAAAUCAAAGCAGGCUUUAUUUGAAGGUGCCAGCCCGAGCGGGAUUGCUCUAUUGGCAACGACGUGACGGAAAGUCUGUCUUAUCAGUUCUCGAUUCGAACAGCAUCAAAAGCUACUAUGUGCGCAUGACAAAACCGAGAGAGGACCGUCAGAGACACACCGUUUCAGUCUUUGAUGCCCGGAAGCCAGUGGCAACUAAAUUGCCAAAGGCCCUCGAAUUGCUGGAAGGUCAACCACACAGAGAAGCUGACACUCCAAGUGCAGACGUUGCAAUGACUGGAUUCUGGAGAUCUCGAACCAUUAGAGGAGAAGGACUGAAAAUGUCACAUCCCUUGGCUUCAGCCGAGAUCGAAACGAACGCACCAUAUCAGCCAUUCCACUCCGAUCAUCGAGUCACCGUCUCACUGAUUGAGGGUAAACAGUUGUCUGCAGAGCAUCACUCCACUAUCCCUGUACAGCGAAUAGCAGCACCACAACGCAGUGUCGCCGCCGCAGGUAAGUGGGUUUUUGGCGAGGAGAUCCAGUCCCAUCAGAUACCAAAUACCGCUGUUCGGCAGCCGUCAGACGAGGCCGAUUCUAUAAUCUACCACGAGACCAAGAUUACGUCCGAUUUGCCUCCCUUAGGUAGUACCCCGGUCGAGUCACUCAGCGAAGGAGUGAGCCAUGCCGUCAGCAACAACAAGAAGCGCAAGAACAAGAAGAACAAGUCGCCUGCUCUGAUAGUCGCGGAUGAUGGUUUCGGUGAAGUUGAUCUGGAUACUGCGCGCCGUGAUGGUGCGGUCGACCUAAACAUGGAUCUAAGGCAGGAUCGAGUUCAGGACUUACUGGAGGAUGAAGAUCUUAUAGGAUGA
Exophiala xenobiotica is the source of this 3297-nucleotide messenger RNA. RefSeq lists its product as uncharacterized. Bases 1 to 3297 code for a protein of 1098 amino acids. Gene Ontology annotation, biological process: response to starvation; autophagy. Gene Ontology annotation, cellular component: cytoplasm. The record is from RefSeq and is a predicted model, not a curated record. The transcript has a single exon. NCBI's taxonomy places the organism in Eukaryota, Fungi, Ascomycota, Eurotiomycetes, Chaetothyriales, Herpotrichiellaceae.